Messenger RNA from Prunus avium (sweet cherry), 1483 nucleotides. Lineage: Eukaryota; Viridiplantae; Streptophyta; Magnoliopsida; Rosales; Rosaceae. The record is from RefSeq and is a predicted model, not a curated record.
CAACAACUUUGAAUUGACUCACAAGCAAUAGAAAUAUGCAGCAGCUGCUUGACCAAAGCUAGCUAGCGGAUUGAAGAAGUGUGUCUAAAAAUUCUCUCUCCAUGGCAAGCACUUGCAGAAUAUGUGUUCUCGUUAUAGCAACUGUAUUUUGGCUUGGUCUUAGUGCCUUCUUGCCUUUAGUUUCAUUUCGCAAACGUAGUCCAUUAAUUAAGGAGAGCCGUGGUACGUGCAUCUCGUCUGCUUGUGGUAUCAUCCACAACAUAACCAGCCCUUUUCGACUAGCCAACGAUCCAAAUCAAAGCAACUGCACAAACUGGAAUUACAACGUCUCUUGUCAAAACAACCUCACAGUAUUGGAAGUACAUUCAGGAAACUACUCAGUGCAGGCAAUCAACUACGACAACUUCACAAUCCGAGUUGUAGAUCCUGGCAUUCGCAACAAUGAUUUCUCCUCCAUCCCCCGUUAUUCGCUUUCCAUUUACAACUUAACUUUUCAUAGUGAUCUUGAAUUAGCAUCAAGAACAACACCUAUAACUUCCUUCAAGUGUGCAAAAGCCGUGAACUCGUCUGUGAUGAGAACGUAUGUCAAGCAAGGGGAUAUAACGGCAUCAGAUAUUGAGGACGGGUGCAGAAUAGAGUGGACGACUUUGAUGAGUAAUUCGUUCUUGUACGAAAAGGACGGAAACUUUUCUUAUCAUGACAUACACAGCGCACUGGGGUACGGCUUUGAGCUUUAUUUUGGCUUUCGCAGGCGGAGCUACACAGAGCACUGGUACUGGGAUAUUCACAACUGGCUGAUGCUCGGUAAGAGUUUACAUAUUCCUUUAGUGCAGAAUUGUAUUUCCUAUCAGGCAGAAGAAAAAAUAAAUGGAAGCAAAGAGGAAGGUUAUGACGCACAUAUAUAUCCAAUAAAGCAUGUCAUUUGUUCUUUUUGUGAUGUUGCUUGGCAGGUGCAUUUUUCCCAAUAAAAUCUAUAUUUGGGGUUCCAUUUCUGGCUGCUCUUCUAAUCUACAAAGAGCGAAGAAGAAUGCAUUUGUUAAUGGAUAGCAGCAUAGAAGAUUUCCUGCAAAGUGAUAACAACCUCAUUCCGAAAAGGUACACUUACUCAGAUAUUAAAAAGAUGACCAGUAGAUUCAAUGAGAAGUUGGGUGAAGGAGGUUAUGGCUCUGUAUUUAAAGGAAAGUUACGCAGUGGUCGAUUUGUAGCAGUUAAAAUGUUGGAGAAGCCUAAAGCUAAUGGACAAGAUUUCAUAAGUGAGGUUGCUACUAUUGGGAGGAUUCACCAUUUUAAUAUGGUUCAACUUGUUGGUUAUUGUGUUGAGGGAUCAAAGCGUGCCCUAAUUUAUAACUUCAUGCCAAAUGGAUCUCUUGAUAAAUACAUUUAUUGCAAAGAAGGAAGCAACCCCAUAAGUUGCAGGAAAAUGUAUGAGAUUUCUCUUGGAGUGGCUCAAGGGAUCGAAUAUCUACAUCGAGGUUGUGACAUG